Messenger RNA from Peromyscus eremicus (cactus mouse), 1209 nucleotides. RefSeq names its product LIM homeobox 5 (gene Lhx5). Bases 1 to 1209 code for a protein of 402 amino acids. Gene Ontology annotation, biological process: regulation of transcription by RNA polymerase II; neuron differentiation. Gene Ontology annotation, molecular function: DNA-binding transcription factor activity, RNA polymerase II-specific; RNA polymerase II transcription regulatory region sequence-specific DNA binding. The record is from RefSeq and is a predicted model, not a curated record. NCBI's taxonomy places the organism in Eukaryota, Metazoa, Chordata, Mammalia, Rodentia, Cricetidae. Gene Ontology annotation, cellular component: nucleus. The transcript is spliced from 5 exons.
AUGAUGGUGCACUGUGCCGGCUGUGAGCGGCCCAUCCUCGACCGCUUUCUGCUGAACGUGCUGGACCGCGCGUGGCAUAUCAAAUGUGUUCAAUGCUGCGAGUGCAAAACCAACCUCUCAGAGAAGUGCUUCUCCCGGGAGGGCAAGCUGUACUGUAAAAACGACUUCUUCAGGCGCUUUGGCACGAAGUGCGCCGGCUGUGCGCAAGGCAUCUCUCCCAGCGACCUGGUGCGCAAGGCCCGGAGCAAAGUCUUCCACCUCAACUGCUUCACCUGCAUGGUGUGCAACAAACAGCUGUCCACGGGAGAGGAACUCUACGUGAUCGACGAAAACAAGUUUGUGUGCAAAGAAGACUACCUGAGCUCCUCUAGCCUCAAGGAGGGAAGCCUCAACUCAGUGUCAUCCUGUACGGACCGCAGUUUGUCCCCGGACCUCCAGGACCCGUUACAGGACGACCCCAAAGAGACCGACAACUCGACCUCAUCGGACAAGGAGACCGCGAACAACGAGAACGAGGAACAGAACUCCGGCACCAAGCGGCGCGGCCCGCGCACCACCAUCAAAGCCAAGCAGCUGGAGACGCUCAAGGCGGCCUUCGCGGCCACGCCCAAGCCCACGCGCCACAUCCGCGAACAGCUGGCCCAGGAAACCGGCCUCAACAUGAGGGUCAUUCAGGUGUGGUUUCAGAACCGAAGGUCCAAAGAACGUCGCAUGAAACAGCUGAGCGCUCUGGGAGCCCGGAGACACGCCUUCUUCCGGAGUCCGCGGCGCAUGCGUCCCCUGGGCGGCCGCUUGGACGAGUCUGAGAUGUUGGGGUCUACCCCGUACACUUACUACGGAGACUACCAAAGCGACUACUACGCCCCGGGAGGCAACUACGACUUCUUCGCGCACGGCCCGCCCUCGCAGGCUCAGUCCCCAGCCGACUCAAGCUUCCUGGCAGCGUCGGGACCCGGCUCGACACCGCUGGGCGCGCUGGAACCGCCUCUGGCCGGGCCGCACGGCGCGGACAACCCCAGGUUCACCGACAUGAUCUCGCACCCGGACACGCCCAGCCCCGAGCCCGGCCUGCCCGGCGCGCUGCACCCCAUGCCUGGAGAGGUGUUCAGCGGCGGGCCCAGCCCGCCCUUCCCCAUGAGCGGCACCAGCGGCUACAGCGGACCCCUGUCGCAUCCCAACCCCGAGCUCAACGAGGCGGCCGUCUGGUAA